Molecule: messenger RNA, 195 nt
Organism: Penicillium samsonianum
Lineage: Eukaryota; Fungi; Ascomycota; Eurotiomycetes; Eurotiales; Aspergillaceae
Exons: 1
Coding region: 1-195 (64 amino acids)
Source: RefSeq, a predicted model, not a curated record
AUGUUCUCCUUCAAUGCCGACUCUGGGGUUUGCAAGUCGGACCUGAUUGGAAGGGAGCUGCAGUAUAAUUUGCAGGAGACAUUCCCCGUGCUCCAAGAUCAAUCAGCGAAAAGAGUCAAGCCGGACCCAGGUAUUGAUCUAUUUCAGCUGGUCUACGGUCGCUUUUCCGUGUUUGAUCAAGCGAAGACGCUCUAA